Molecule: messenger RNA, 1635 nt
Organism: Crotalus tigris (Tiger rattlesnake)
Lineage: Eukaryota; Metazoa; Chordata; Lepidosauria; Squamata; Viperidae
Gene: RAB27A
Product: RAB27A, member RAS oncogene family
Exons: 6
Coding region: 993-1604 (203 amino acids)
Biological process (GO): melanosome transport; positive regulation of exocytosis
Cellular component (GO): secretory granule; melanosome
Molecular function (GO): GTPase activity; GTP binding
Source: RefSeq, a predicted model, not a curated record
UGUAAAUAUUUUGAUAUAAAUAUAAAGAAGUUAUUUUGAAUCAGCUAAAUGCAGUCAACUGUGAGAGCUUCUGAUUUAUUUUUUCACCAAUAGAGAAAUUAAAAUUCUCUAACAGCAAAGGAGUUGAACUCCACUGAAAUAAGCCAUCUGGGCAGACUGCAGGUCCCCCAUCCACAAAAGAAUUUCUUAUUAGUUGUGCUCAUAUGAACGCAGUCAUAUUGUAAAGCACUUUGUUUAAACACUGUCAAUAGGCCCUGGGGACCUCUCUUUUCCAUUAUUUCUGCUUAUGUCCUUGGUCAAAGGGACCAGGUCCUCAUUUUGCAAACUAACACAGGGGAAGGGGGUCUCACUGCUAGGCAGCAAUUGCAGGUGGGUUUCUUCCUUCUGAUGCCCUCAGCUUGGAUCCAGACACAAGCCCUUGAGUCUCUUUUGAAAAAGAUGUGAACUCUUUGCACUUUGGGGGGGGGUCACAUAUGUUCUGCUUUGAUGAAAGCACCUAAAGCUUGGAAUCAAACUGAUUUAACAAGAGAAAUGGCUGUUGUUUUAGCAAGAGACUGAUAAGCCCUUGACAACACCACUUCCUAACCGAAGCCAGCCACACCACAAUGUUUUUCCUUUCAUUUUUUGCAGCUCCAGAUCCCUUCUGUGCUGUAGAGUGGUGGCACGAGAGACUCUGGGAUUGGUGCAUUUUACCCUUGUAGUUGUCAGGCUACAGAAGCGCUUCUGAAGGUCUGCCAGUGUUCACUCUCCCCUUGGUCUGCAGCCAAACAGUCUCCUCCCUGGCUCCUCUGUCCAGUUCCCCUCCUCUUCCUGCUCCAGAGGAAAUCCUGCAGGGCCGGCUUCUUCUAGUUCUGGGAAGUGGGAGAGGCAUUCUGGGCCGGCUUUGUGGCGCAAAGGAUGAGAAGCAGAACAGAUCUAGUGUUUUAGUAUUCGAUGAAAUUUGAGCUACUGAAGCCUUCAGAGUAAAUGCCCACAUUUGCACAUGCGUGCACAUGCCCCUCCAGCAUAUGGGAGAGGUCUUGCUAAAGGUGUACCGACCCAACAGUCCAGAUGGGGUCAGUGGCCGAGGGCAGAGAAUACGUCUUCAGUUGUGGGACACAGCAGGGCAGGAAAGGUUUCGUAGCUUGACCACCACCUUCUUCAGAGAUGCCAUGGGCUUUCUCCUUUUCUUUGAUCUAACCAGUGAGCAAAGUUUCCUCAAUGUCCGGAACUGGAUGAGCCAGCUGCAGACCCACGCCUACUGCGAGAGCCCCGACGUGGUGGUGUGCGGGAGCAAGAGCGAACUGGAGGAGCAGCGCGUGGUGAAGGAAGGCGACGCCAGGCAGCUGGCAGGCAAAUACCGGGCGCCCUACUUCGAGACCAGCGCCGCCAACGUGGGCCCGGCCGUGGAGUCGCUGCUCGGGCUGCUCAUGAAGCGCAUGGAUCGGUGUGUGGACGGGCCCCACGCUUGGGCCCCCAACGGCCCCGCCGAGACGCCGCCGCGGCAGAUGCGCAAUAAACCAGUCCGUGGGUCAGAUUCCGCCUUUUCUUGGGCCACCGCUUCGCCGCCGCUUGAUGGGGGGGGGCGGAAAGAGAGGCGGGCCGGGCUCCUCCUUGACAACUAGCGCCUCCGCACCACAGCCGGGAGAGACGCUC